UCCCCUCCUCUAUAACCCAGAACCUUCCCUCUCAUUCCUCCUCAAACACAAACCCCCCCUGUCUCUCCAGUUUCCACAACACAACUUCAUUCUCUCUCUCUCUCUGUGAAACAUCAAAUGGUACUAAUGGAUAGUAGCAACAACGAUAUGACGGAACACGAGCCAGCACGGCCUUACACAACAACAGAGGGCUAUGCACUAACUGGCAAAGUCAUGCUCAGCGCAAUUCUAAUUCUGUUCGCUGUAGUCAUCUUUCUCAUCUGCCUCCACAUCUACGCCCGCUUCUACCUCCUCCGCUCGCGGCGUCGCCAACUCCGCCGCCGCAACCACCUCAUCUUCACCCUCGAACCCAACUCCCUCACCGUCACAUCCGCCUCUCGCGGCCUCGACGCCCAUAUCCUAAGCUCCCUCCCCGUCUUCGUCUACUCCGCCGAGACCCACCCCGAAUCGCUAGAAUGCGCCGUGUGCUUAUCCGAAUUCCAAGAGAACGAGAAAGGCCGUCUCUUACCCAAAUGCAACCACAGCUUCCACAUCGAUUGCAUCGACAUGUGGUUUCACUCCCACUCCACUUGUCCGCUCUGCCGAUCUCCGGCCGACCCGCCGCCGGAAAACAAACCCGACGUGGUUGUUUCUGUGGGUGAUGAUGAACCAGCUGAGAUCGAACCCGGUUCGAGUUCUGGGUUCUGCCCCAUGUGCAACCACGAAGAAGGUGAGGCCAUGGGUUCGUCGUCAACGCCGUUGGGUGAUCGCAGGAAGGUAGUGGGAGUGGCGAUAGAGGUGCCGAGGAGGACCGAGGAGGAGAACCAGUUAGAACUGAGUUCGCCUGCGAGUCGGGGGUGGAAGUCGCCGGCGACUCGUUUACUGUCGCUGAAGAGGAUAAUCAGCAUGAACAGAAAAAGUUCGGCAGUUUCGCCGUCGUCGAUUGUCGGAACGAGUGAGGACAUCGAGUGCGGUGGAAGGGAUGAGUUAACUCAGCAGCGAUCACGGGUUCAGACACCGAGGUGAGAUAGAUAGAUAAGAGAGAAAAUAUUUGACUAUUCAAACCUUUUUACAGUCGCAGUCACUCGACGGCUUGAAACAACGUUGAGUCGUGUUAAAAGUGUAAACAUUCUGCCGACUUUGUCUCAGUGAGGAUCCCGUGAUGCGUACACGUGACAGUUUCUAAAGCAGCCCUUGUCGUAGAUUAGUACACGUGGCAUGUAACUGGAGAGCGGGUAGUUUGCAAGUUUCUAGCUUUCGUGGGCGGCCAAUCAUCUCUUUUGCCACGAUUGUUGUUUGUCAAGUUGGAUGAAGUUGUUAAUGGAAAAAUAAUUAAUUAACAGAUUGUUAAUGAAAA
This is a messenger RNA of Camellia sinensis, 1336 nucleotides long. RefSeq names its product RING-H2 finger protein ATL2. The record is from RefSeq and is a predicted model, not a curated record. NCBI's taxonomy places the organism in Eukaryota, Viridiplantae, Streptophyta, Magnoliopsida, Ericales, Theaceae.